Messenger RNA from Andrographis paniculata, 3223 nucleotides. RefSeq lists its product as uncharacterized. Gene Ontology annotation, molecular function: protein binding. The transcript is spliced from 15 exons. Gene Ontology annotation, biological process: autophagy. NCBI's taxonomy places the organism in Eukaryota, Viridiplantae, Streptophyta, Magnoliopsida, Lamiales, Acanthaceae. The coding region runs from base 413 to 2725 and encodes 770 amino acids. Gene Ontology annotation, cellular component: intracellular membrane-bounded organelle. The record is from RefSeq and is a predicted model, not a curated record.
ACCGGAUCCGGCCCUUGAGGUCAAGAUGGUAAAUUAUCACACCCCUUGAGGCAAAUCAGAGUCAGCUAUAUAUCUCAUCAUCGUCGUCAUCGGCUGGGCAGGUUGGCUAUCUACAAUUUCUCCCGUCCUUUACCUACAGAGUCGCGUGCCCCCUCUGCUUCGGUCGGCGAUUUUGCAAAUCCCACCCUGCUCCUGCUUGCUUCCUUGCUUGCGUCCGCCUCCUUCGCGCUCGCCCCGAAAAUUCUUCCGAAUCCAGGGCCAGUUCGGGGACAUCUACCUCCAUUCCCCCUAUGAGCCCCAGAUUUUAAGUCGUUUCCUAUGAAAUCGGCCGAUGCCAUGAAUUCGAGUUUUAUUGAAUUGAGUCGACUUCCUUGUUGAAUUCUUCGAUCGGAUCGUGGGUUGCGUCUUAUAUAUGAGGUCGUCGGCGGUUUGGCCCGAUAGUUACGCUUCUGCCGCCGCUGCUACAGCGCCCUCGUCUUCGUCGUCGAAUUUUCAACAACUGUUGCACCAGCCAUCCGUCCCUGCGCAGGAGUCGAAUUCUUGUCAAAGUAAUGUCUUUAAAUUGCUGGUCCAGAGAGAGUUAUCUCCUCAAACGAAGAGAGCUCCCAAAAAAUUUUGGGGAAAGGCAUGUAAUUCUAGAAUGAAAAAUGUAUUGGCAAAGGAUGCACGGCAAGAGAUUCGUUCUUGGGUAGAGGCAAAGUCACUGUUACACUUAUCAGCCAAAUAUUGUCCCUUAGUGCCUCCGCCAAGGUCAACCAUUGCAGCAGCAUUUAGUCCUGAUGGAAAGAAACUUGCUUCUACCCAUGGUGACCAUACAGUGAAGAUAAUUGAUUGUCAAACUGGACAAUGCCUGAAGGUCCUCAGUGGGCAUCGGAGGACGCCUUGGGUGGUUAGGUUUCAUCCAAUUUAUCCUGAAAUUCUUGCAAGUGGAAGUUUGGACCAUGAAGUUCGCUUGUGGGAUGCAACAACUGCAGAGUGUAUUGGAUCCCGAGAUUUUUAUCGUCCUAUAGCUUCAAUUGCCUUUCAUGCUCAAGGUGAAAUUUUGGCUGUAGCAUCAGGCCAUAAGCUUUAUAUAUGGCACUACAAUAGGAGAGGAGAUGCUUCCUCACCUACAAUAAUAUUGAAGACACGGAGAUCCCUCCGUGCAGUUCAUUUCCAUCCACAUGGAGCACCAUUUCUUUUAACGGCCGAGGUAAAUGAUCUUGAUUCGUCAGACCCUUCAAUGACUCUUGCAACCUCCCCUGGGUACCUGCGCUACCCCCCUCCAACAAUCUAUCUGGCAGAUCCUCACUCCACUAGUAGGCCAAAUUCAGGAAAUGAGCUGCCAGUCAUGUCUAUACCAUUUCUAGUUUGGCCUUCAUUAGGCAGGGUUGAUACGGGUUUGCUUUCCCAGCAGACUGAUGCAGACGUGAUCUCCAGUGUUCCACAACCAAGGCGGGAAUCAUCCACCUCUGUGCGGCUUCUCACAUAUUCAACUCCUUCUGGCCAGUAUGAACUUGUACUGUCUCCAAUUCAAUCUCCUGUUCGAGAAGAGACACAAAUUAAUUCCCUAACCAGGGAGAUGGAUGGAAGUAUUUCUCAACAUGCUGUGGAUCCUAUGGAGACAGAUGUACAGCAAGAGGAGGGGAGCAAUCAAAAUAUUUCAUUCAGUGAUCCCGAGUACUGGGAGGUUCCCUUUCUACAAGGAUGGUUGAUUGGUCAAAGCCAAGCUGGCCAAUAUGCAAUCCAGUCACAAAAUGGAGGGAUGACUGAAGGUUUGUCAUCCUAUGCUGCAAUUGGGAACCCAUCAUCAGUAAAUCCUCCAGCAUUUCAGGAUGUUGGUAUUUCCAGAAUUUUUGAAAGAAUUGGUUCACGACAGAGAUCUUCACGCUCCCGCCAGAGAUCCAUCGCAGGAUCUAGUGAUGGUGCAACUUUUCAUGGCAUUCCCUCGGAUGCUAACGCUCAGCCUUUUAUGAACCAAGUUCAAUCCGAGGUAGCUAACUCAUUGGCUGCAGCUGCAGCUGCGGAGCUACCUUGCACCGUGAAGCUUAGAAUAUGGUCUCAUGAUCUGAAAAAUCCUUGUGCGCCUCUUGACACACAUCGUUGUCGCUUGACAAUUCCUCAUGCUGUACUUUGUAGUGAAAUGGGUGCCCAUUUUUCACCAUGUGGAAGAUUUUUAGCAGUUUGUGUAGCAUGCAUCCUUCCAAACAUUGAGUCUGAUCCAGGGCUGAAUGGCCAGGCUCAUCAUGAUGUUACGGCGGCCUCAACAUCUCCAACUAGACAUCCAAUUUCAGCCCACCAAGUUAUGUAUGAGUUAAGGAUAUAUUCUCUUGAAGAGGCUACUUUUGGUUUUGUUUUGGCCUCGCGGGCCAUCAGGGCAGCUCAUUGUUUGACUUCAAUUCAGUUUUCACCUACCUCUGAGCAUCUGUUACUCGCAUAUGGUCGGCGCCACAGUUCACUUCUUAAAAGUGUUGUGAUUGAUGGAGAUUCAACAGUACCAAUUUAUACGAUUCUUGAGGUUUAUAGAGUUUUUGAUAUGGAACUUGUGAGAGUUCUUCCAAGUGCAGAGGACGAGGUUAAUGUAGCGUGUUUCCAUCCUUCAAUAGGCGGUGGCUUUGUAUAUGGCACCAAAGAAGGAAAACUUAGGAUUCUUCAUUGCAAUGAAUCCCACGGAUUUAGUAACGAGGGAUCCUGUGGUACUGAUGACAGCAGAUUUGAGGUUGAGACGUUUGCUUUAGAAGGCUGAUUAUUGUUGAUCAAAGGCAAUGUCUUCUGCUCUGUAAGCUUGACAAUGGUUGCUAUGAAACCACACCUCAAAUGACACGCAAAUGCAAACACAAAAACACACCUGCCUGCAUAUAUGAAAAUGAACUUCUGUUCAUGUGGCAAUACCCGAAAUGGUGUAGGAGUUGUGCAUUCCUAAGGUUUACUCUUUGUUUUCUUCCUGGAGUGAGUUGUAUCCAAAGCUUUGCUGCUAAAUUCCUGGUGCAGGUGCCGACAACUACUAGGGCCUUCCUGGCUUUUGGUUGGGUCAUAGUUGUUUUCUUAGACCACAGAAUAUAUAUAUAUAUAUAUCAUAUAUGUGGGGCUCGGUGAGAAACAGUGUCUGGUCUUUGACGGUGUCAUCUACUUUGGUUCUUUAACUGGCUGGCUGGGGUGGGGGACUAAUGUUGAUGGCCUUGGCCUUCUUUGUAUCAUAGAAUGACAAAGCAUUGAAAGCAGUUAUGUGUAUCUUUUUCUUUCU